Thermochaetoides thermophila DSM 1495 is the source of this 897-nucleotide messenger RNA. Its product is annotated as J domain-containing protein. The record is from RefSeq and is a predicted model, not a curated record. The transcript has a single exon. NCBI's taxonomy places the organism in Eukaryota, Fungi, Ascomycota, Sordariomycetes, Sordariales, Chaetomiaceae. Bases 1 to 897 code for a protein of 298 amino acids.
AUGCCACUGAAACAGCUCUGGCCAGCCCUGUAUCCCAGCGGUGGCAAGCUCUCGUUGAGCACAACAUGGUUGGCGCGCCGGCCAGCCUCCUUGCCAUGCACCUCUGCGCAGCGCCGGUCGUUCGCCUCGGUCCGUGAAGACGCUGGUCCGCCUAGCUGGCCGACGUCUAAGCAUCCCACACCGUACGAGAUCCUCGGCCUCGAGAAGGGCGCUCCUUACGACAAGAAAGCGAAGGCGCGGUACUUCCAGCUUGCGAAGCUCUACCAUCCGGACCAUCACCAACACAAUGCCUCUGACGGCCUGUCUCGGACAGCGAAGCUCGAGCGAUACCGCUUGAUUGUAGCGGCGAACGAAUUGCUCAGCGACACGCAGAAACGGCGAAUGUACGACCUCUAUGGAAUCGGAUGGCUCAACCAGCCCGCCUCGCAGUCGAGCACCCAUGGCUAUGAUCGCGAAUGGCACAAACGGCCCGGCAAUCCCAGCAUGAACGCGACAUGGGAGGACUGGGAAAAGUGGUACCAGGAGCGCGACAGCGAGGGGGAGAAGAAGCAGGAAGAGAUUUUCAUGUCCAACAGCGGUUUCUUCGCGAUCAUGGGGCUAUGCAUUAUCGUUGGGACCUGGGUGCAGGCCACGCGGGCAGGGGCCAACGGGACCAAGCUGCUGGACAUGCGAGAGGAACAGCAUCUCGCCGUGACGCAGGAGCUCUGGCGGCGGCAGGCCGCCAUAGCAGGCUUGAACCGCGAGGCCCGGGUCAACAACUUCCUACAGCAUCGAGAGUUCGAGAAGUGGGCGUACGAUCCGCCCAACCAUGGCCUGCCGGACGCCAACACGCCGUUGACGCCAAUGCUGCCGCCGCCGCCCACAGGUAGUCGAAAGAGAAGUAGUGAUCACGUAUGA